UACCAGGGUUCGUGAACCCACCAAAGUAAAAGAAAAAAAAGCUUUUCCGCAGUCAUCUUUCCCCCAAGUUUUCCCCACGCCGGCGGUCAGAACCAGAGGAGCCCUCCUCGGGCCGGCGCCUCCCCACGCCGACGGUCAGAACCAAGGAGAGGCUCGCCGGCCUCCCCCGCCGCCGCCAUCAAGGCCCGGAAGCAAUCGCCCGCUCAGCCGAUUUACUGGUCCAGGUCACCUCCGCCGCUGUCACGGCGGGCAGGGCUCCCGUCCAGUCUCCGUCAUGGCCGCCGCCACCUCCGACGCUCCCCGGCCACAGAUUGCAGGUUGGGUCGAAAGGUGCUCGAUGAUUCGCUUCAUAGGACUACUGCUGCUCGGAUUGAUUUCGUUGUUACACAGGAAUUUCUCCCCUGGAGCUUUCCAGUUCAGAGAACUGAAUUUGACACUCCAAAUCAUAAUACAACAUUCAACAUUACUACGCAAGGGAACUUCAGAAAAUAUUUUCCUGUCCCUGGUAGAAACAGAACUGAAGAUUACACCCUUCAGGUUAGCCUAUCUACAACUACAGCCAGCAGCUACAACAGCUGAGCGCACAUCACAUGGGCCUAGCCAAGAAUGGCUGACCGAGAGCAGUGUGCACAUCUCUGAGGCCAAACGAGGUGUUGGAGUCGAGGAUUUGACACAAUUUGGAUCGAAUUACUGCUAUCUAUCCAACCGAUCUUUCUCUCCUCGGCUCUUGGUAGUUCGUCCCUGAGAUUGGUUUUCUAUGCCUAAGAAAGUGGAAUGGAGGGAGUAAUGCCUUGAGGUCUUAUUUAUUAUAAUUAUAGUCAAUGUAGUUCCAUUUUCAUAUUGUAGAGAUGAUAUUCGUUGUGUUACCUUGGGCCUGUAGGGUAUGUCAACCGGCUUUACCUAUGGAACACUUAGUUUAUUCCCAGUACUUUAUCAGCAAUCAUUUUUGUUAAAAGUAACUGUAUGCCACCACAGUGGCAAGAGUUAAUUCUCUUAAUAGGAUACUCUUGCAUUGCUAUGAACUUGGCCUCGGAUCAGAUUUUAUUGAACAAUAUUGCAUUUUAUUGUUAGCA
Messenger RNA from Triticum aestivum (bread wheat), 1073 nucleotides. RefSeq lists its product as uncharacterized. The record is from RefSeq and is a predicted model, not a curated record. Lineage: Eukaryota; Viridiplantae; Streptophyta; Magnoliopsida; Poales; Poaceae. Bases 275 to 745 code for a protein of 156 amino acids. The transcript is spliced from 5 exons.